CCGCAAACGCAGCCAAAGGAAACGCUAUCAUUAAUUGAUAAUUAUCGCCUCAAUUUCUGCGAUCUCUUUUCUGGUUUUACCUCUCUGACAGAAGCACCUAUAGUGUAAUUUUAUUUUAUUUUUUAUAGGCACGCAUGGAGUGUAAUACGCAUAUACAAGUAUAUGAUCAUUCUGUAACUAUGGAGAGAACACAUUCAAUGAUAUUUUUGGUGGAAUAGCCCACUCUCAGAUACAUUGAAGUAUGGAGAUUUCUUUUAGAUUUCUAGUCAUUUACUUGGUUAUACUCUUUUCUUUUGCCUUCAUAGGGGUGGCAGCAUCAUCGAGUAGCCCCCACGAGGAUUUCCUCCGGUGCCUGUCCCUCCAUUCGCCGAACAGUACCUUGAUCUCCCAGGUUGUUUACACUCCCAUCAACUCGACCUAUAUCCCGGUCUUGGACUACUCUAUACAGAACCUGAGGUUCCGAACACCUUGCACCCCGAAGCCUGCCGUGAUUGUCACCCCUGUCGAAAUCUCCCAAGUUCAAGCUACUGUCCACUGCUCAAGAACUUAUGGCCUCCAACUACGAGUUCGGUGUGCGGGACAUGACUACGAGGGGCUCUCCUACCUCUCUGGUGUCCCGUUCAUCCUACUCGAUCUUCUCAAUCUCAGGGCAAUCACCGUCGACGCUGAGAACGCCAGAGCCUGGGUGCAGGCAGGAGCAACUAUCGGGGAGCUAUACUACAGCAUCGGCAUGAAGAGCAAGACCUUGGGGUUCCCUGCUGGUAGCUGUCCCACUGUCGGGGUCGGCGGCCACUUCAGUGGUGGGGGCCAUGGAAUGAUGCUGCGCAAGUAUGGUCUUGCAGCUGACAAUAUCAUUGACGCACAGAUCAUUGAUGUUGACGGUAACCUUCUUGACCGAGAAUUAAUGGGUGAGGACCUCUUUUGGGCCAUUCGAGGAGGCGGAGGUAACACAUUUGGGGUGGUUGUCUCGUGGAAGGUCAGGUUAGUUCCGGUUCCAAAGAUCGUGACUGUGUUUGAUGUUGGCCGAACUCUAGAUGAGAGUACGAUAAAUCUUAUCCACAAGUGGCAAUACAUUGCGGCCCAAAAACUGCCGGACGAAUUGUAUGGUAGGAUGUCCUUUAGGAGACCAGACUGGAAUGCCACAAUUCAAUUUUCGUUGCAAGCCCUGUACCUAGGUGGGGCCACUGAGCUCCUCGACGUGAUGGGCUCGACCUACCCUGAGCUCAAGCUGAAAAGAGAGGACUGUACCGAGAUGAGCUGGAUCAACUCGACUGUCUUCUUUGCUGGAUUCCCAGGCCAGCCUUUGGAAAUCCUCCUCAAUCGAAGCUCGGACACGAAAAACUACUUCAAGAACAAGUCAGACUAUGUGAAAAAACCAAUAUCUAAAUUUGCGAUAGAGGAGAUCUUAAAGUGGUUCUUCAUGGAAGAACCAGGAGUUCCGUUCAUGAUAUGGAGCCCUUAUGGAGGGAUAAUGAGUGAGAUUUCCGAGUCCUCAAUUCCCUUCCCAUAUAGGGCCGGGAAUAUAUACGAUAUCCAGCUUAGUGCAGCUUGGACAAGGGGGUCGGUGGAUGAAGCCUCCAAGCACAUAGCCUGGGUCAGGGGCUUGUAUGAUUUCUUGACGCCUUAUGUUUCAAAAUCACCAAGGGCAGCAUAUAUAAACUAUCGCGACCUUGACAUCGGGAUGAACAACGAGUUCGGUAACACAAGUUACUGGCAAGCAAAGGUAUGGGGCACAAAAUAUUUCAACAGGAAUUUUGACCGGCUUGUGAGGGUGAAGACAAUGGUCGAUCCAAGUAAUUUCUUUAGGAAUGAGCAGAGUGUACCACCCUUUUUUUUGGAGGACGGAAAGUUGGAGCCUAUGUAGCACUACCGCGUUAGACAUGUGCUUAUCAAAUGGACUGGUUAUAUUAGAGGAUAUGUUGCAGGAUAUGUUGCCGAGAUUGGUGGAACUAUUUUGUAUCAUAUAAUCUUAGCUAGACUUAUUAGUUUCAUGUAUAAUAGGCAAUAGAUAUCUUAGAAAUCUUUCCGUGUUUUCAUUUCUUCCUUGUACUCAGAUAUGUGUACAUUACCAGAGCAUAAUGAAAUCAAGCUUUCAACUUCUCAUUCAA
This is a messenger RNA of Punica granatum (pomegranate), 2108 nucleotides long. The record is from RefSeq and is a predicted model, not a curated record. Lineage: Eukaryota; Viridiplantae; Streptophyta; Magnoliopsida; Myrtales; Lythraceae.